AUGGCCGCGCCAGGGAAGAUCACUUACACCUACACCGAUGAGGCGCCCAUGUUGGCGACCCAUGCUCUCUAUCCGAUUAUCCAGGCGUUCUGCUCCCAAGCCGGUGUCGAGAUGGAGUUGAAGGACAUCUCUGUUGCCGGACGAGUGCUGGCCCUGUUCCCGGACAUGCUCAAGGAGGGCCAGCGCUCUGGCGACUAUCUGGCAGAGCUGGGGCUCCUGGCGCAGAGCGGCAAGGCACAUACCGCCCUUUGCGGACCCGCUUUGAGCUCUGUGACCUCGUGCCGACCCCGAGAGGCCAACAUCAUCAAGCUGCCGAACGUCAGCGCAUCCGUGCCACAGCUGAAGGAGUGCAUCGCCGAGUUGCAGGGCCAGGGCUUCGCUAUCCCCAGCUACCCCGAAGAUCCCAAGGACGCUCAGAAUGCGCAUGCAAGCACUUGUGUGGUGCACAACUCGCGUGAAGAGAAGCGCGUUCGUGGGCAGGAUGAGAAGGAGAAGGAGAUCAAGGCUCGCUAUGCCAAGGUCCUGGGCAGCGCCGUGAACCCGGUUCUCCGUGAGGGCAACUCUGACCGCCGGGCGGCGGUGCCCGUGAAGGAGUACGCCUUCAAGUACCCGCACUCCAUGGGCGCCUGGUCCAAGGAUUCGAAGACUCAUGUGGCAUCCAUGUCUGACGGAGAUUUUUACGCGCACGAGAAGUCCGUGACGAUUCCGGAGGCAUGCGAAGCUCGUAUCGAGAUGGUGGCAGAGUCCGGGGAGGUCACGGUGCUGAAGGAGAAGAUCUCCCUGCAGAAGGGAGAGAUCUUGGAUGCCGCUCGGAUGAGGAUCCGCCUGGUUGCCUUGGGUCAAAUCUUGUUGAUUUCGUUGUGCAUUGGCUCCGAGAUCAGGCACACGACUUGCCAUGAACAGGGGUUGUCUUCAAAUGCACGUGGUGACGUAGUGUUUGGCUGUUUGGCACUUGACGGCAAGGCGAGCUUCAUGAACUGCACCAUGUUGCGGGAGUUCUUCGAGCGUGAGAUUGUCGACGCUCGGGAGAAGGAUGUGCUGUUCUCGCUGCACCUCAAAGCCACAAUGAUGAAAAUCUCCGACCCGAUCAUGUUCGGGCACUGCGUCAAGGCCUACUUCAAGGAUGUCUUUGCCAAGUACUCCCAGACUUUCGAGAAGCUGGGCGUGAAUGCAAACAAUGGACUGGGUGAUGUGUACAAGAAGAUCUCGAGCCUCCCGGAGGCAGAGAAGGCUGCGAUUGAGGCGGACAUCAUGGCCACCUACGGAAAGCAGGGGAAGAUGGCGUUUGUGGACUCACACCGAGGCAUCACGAACCUGCAUGUUCCCAGCGACAUCAUCAUCGACAAUUCCAUGCCCACGGCCAUUCGUGCGGGCGGCAAGAUGUGGAACAAGGACGACAAGGAGGAGGACUUCAAGGCCAUCAUUCCUGACCGCAGCUACGCAGGGGCCUUCGCUGAGUGCAUUGACUUCUGCAAGCAGCACGGAGCUUUCGACCCAAGGACUAUGGGGGCUUGCCCGAACGUUGGCUUGAUGGCUCAGAAGGCUGAGGAGUACGGCUCCCAUCCGACGACUUUUGAGGCAUCAUGCUCCGGAACCAUCCGGAUCGUCAUGAACGAUGGCAGCAACAAGGUGCUGCUGGGCCAUCGGCUCCAGAAGGGCGACAUUUGGCGCUCCUGCCAAACCAAGGAUGCUCCCAUCAAGGACUGGGUGAAGCUGGCCGUCCGCCGAUGCCAGGCCAACGACUUCCCGGGGAACGACAAGCCAUGCAAAGCAAUCUUCUGGCUGGAUCCUGCCCGGGCCCACGAUUGCCAGAUUAUGGACAAGGUGCACAAGUAUCUGCCGGAAGUCCGCACGGAUGGUUUGGAUAUUGAGAUCAUGUCCCCGCAGCAGGCCAUGCGCGUCACUUGCGAGCGGGCCAAGAAGGGCCUCAAUACCAUUACCGUGACUGGCAAUGUUCUGCGCGACUACUUGACUGACCUCUUUCCCAUCCUGGAGCUUGGAACAAGUGCCAAGAUGCUCUCGGUGGUGCCCAUGCUGGCAGGCGGCGGCAUGUACGAGACUGGGGCAGGCGGCUCUGCCCCCAAGCACGUCCAGCAGUUCACCAAAGAGAACCACCUUCGCUGGGAUUCUUUGGGCGAGUACCUUGCGCUCACUUGCUCCAUGGAGGAUCUUGCCAAGGACACUGGCAACAGGUCAGCCUCGGCCUUAGCUGCAGCUCUCAGCCGCGCUGUCGGCCGCUUCCUGGACGCGAACAAGAACCCUUCCCGCAAGGCCUCCCGGGGUUUCCAUACGGGGAGAGUUCACCGGCAGCUCCAAGUCCCCGUGCAUUCCGUCCACUCCGUGUACUCUCUCUCUGAUGUGGACUGGUCCUUGAGAUGUCUUGCGGAGGUCAAAGAGAUCGACAAUCGCGGGAGCCACUACUGGGUAGCUCGCUGCCCUUGCUGCACUUGGCCGGAGCGGUAA
Symbiodinium natans is the source of this 2463-nucleotide messenger RNA. Lineage: Eukaryota; Dinophyceae; Suessiales; Symbiodiniaceae. The record is from the annotation of a GenBank genome assembly.